GGGCCGGGCUAGACGUUGGGGAAUUGCCGGUGACAGCAAGCGCGAGACCCAGAUUUGAUCGUAUGUUUCCACUUCGCUUCCCUGCCUCUUCUCUGUUUGUCUGCGCCGUGGUGUGCUCAUCACUAUGUCCCUGGACCCGUCAAGGUGAUGGCCCCCCACCCUCUCUGUCAGUCCCAUGCGAAGCUCUGUGAGGCCCGACGAGACCCUGCGAGUUCCUUGUAAAAGCUGCCCCAGUUCUCUCUUGUUUCCUCAGCCCACAUCGUCCCGUCGUCGCUUGCCUGAUCUGGCAGUGCCGUGGAGCGAAAUGUGGUGGGCGAGGCCUAACCCCUCACCGUUGAAGAAGCCAAUCGCCUUUUUCAAUGCCAUCUUGACCAUACAGUGGUGGCACGCGCGGGCACUCGGAUAUGCCUCGGGAGGACCAGUGGGACGGACCGGGUUCCUCCCUCACACCUUGUUCCCUUUCGCUGUGAUCGAGCCGGUGGCCCAUCACCGCCAUCUCUGCUUCGCGACAUUUGGGCGGGUAGAUGCGGCCGCGUUUCGUUGGCUCUGGCUGUAUCUCUUCCUUCGCCUCAUCUUGUUCCUCUGGCUCAUCUUCUCCAUCGCCCACUUCGCCCCCCUGGAGGCCUCGACGAUGUGGCCUCUCAGGCGGUCAGUUCAAGACCCUCUGCCCGUCGCAUCUUCCGUGUGACCUGGGGCCAGCGACGAUCGGGCGCCCUCACAUGACCAGCAGCUCGCAAUCGUCCUUCAUGCCAGAUAGCGGUCAACGGAAACCGGUGACAGGUUUGCGAUUGCCUCCACCUCCUCACCUUGCUCUA
Molecule: messenger RNA, 815 nt
Organism: Ilyonectria robusta
Lineage: Eukaryota; Fungi; Ascomycota; Sordariomycetes; Hypocreales; Nectriaceae
Exons: 1
Coding region: 176-688 (170 amino acids)
Source: RefSeq, a predicted model, not a curated record